Molecule: messenger RNA, 3690 nt
Organism: Gastrolobium bilobum
Lineage: Eukaryota; Viridiplantae; Streptophyta; Magnoliopsida; Fabales; Fabaceae
Product: E3 ubiquitin-protein ligase BRE1-like 1
Exons: 19
Coding region: 392-3034 (880 amino acids)
Cellular component (GO): nucleus; HULC complex
Molecular function (GO): ubiquitin protein ligase activity; metal ion binding
Source: RefSeq, a predicted model, not a curated record
AGAAGAGCGAGACAGAAUAGCUAUGCACAGAAUAGAACUUCUAGAGAGAGAGAGAGAGAGAGAGAGAGAGAGGCACACACAGAGAUUGAAACCCUAUGUUUUCUCCUUCACAACUAGGUCUCGAAGUCGAUAAAUAAAGAGAAGAAAACUCUUUUUUUCUUGUUUCUGUUUUUGUUUUCCUUUAUAAUUUUCAAUGUUUUGGGUUCACUGGUGGGGUUUGAAUUAGGGUUUUGAGGGAUUGGUUAGUCGGGGUUUGUUUUAGAUUUUGAGUUCCUGAUUGUGUUUAGGGAUAAUUGGGGCACCUUAUGACUUUUCAACCAUCGUAUUUUGAAUCUUUGUGAUGUGAGUGGACUGGGUGCUUUCUAGGGUUUGUUUUUUGUGUCUGGUUUCAAUGGGGAGUAUGGGUGAGUCGGACAGAAAACGGCGUCACUUUAGCUCCUUGUCCCCUACCCCUGCUACUGCUACUGCCAAGAAGCUACCCUUCUUACCCAUUUCUGAAGACAAAAAGCUUGAUAUUGCUGUACUUCAGUAUCAAAAUCAAAAGCUUACACAGAAAUUAGAAACUCAGAAGUUAGAGUAUGCAGCACUUGAGAAUAAAUUUUCUCAACUGAAGGAGAGGCAACAGUCAUAUGGUUCCACUAUAGCAGUGGUCAAGAACUCUUGGGAGGAGAUGGUUAAUGAUUUGGAGUCAUGUUCUGAACACACGAGAGAGUCCAGCAGCAAAUCGGUUUCAAGAUUUGCAUCAAUGAUGGAAGAUGGUAGUUCAUCAACUGUUCAGGAUGUUUUUCUCAGCCGACUUUUGCAAACUGGUGCUACUGAAAGUUCUUCCACUUGUAACUUUGCAAACCAGAUGGAACAACAUAGAGAAAAUACUACCGAAAAAGCUAAAUGCGUUUUAAAAAAUAUAGUGACUGCUAUUAAUGACUUUUGGUGUCUGAAGGAUGCAUUGCAUACUGCAGUACUGAAAAAGCUUCCUGAUGAUGUUUCAUGUAGGCCGAAGUUGUCCAUUGAUCUAGAGGUGGAAGUUAAAAACCUGAGAUUGGCACUCAGUGAACUUCAUUUAAAACACAAAUCUUUAGCAAGUGAUUUCCAAAUUCAGAGAGAUCUUGAUGCCAAAAAUAAAGCUGACCUUAAAAGAUUAAGAGGAGACCUAGAAAGCACUAUUGCCGAGUUAGAAGAAAGCAAUCACAAACUUGCAACUCUUAAAGCAGAGAGAGAUGCAGCAAAUGGGGCAGUUCUCCCAGUCAUAAAUGUUGGAAGUACACACGUUACUAGUGAUAAGAUCAGAGACAAGCAAAAGGAUUUGCAAGAUAUGGAAUCUACUCUGAAGGAGUUAUUGGACCAAGGUUCAUCUCGAUUAGUGGAACUGAAAAGUCUUCAUGAGGAAAGAAUAAGAAUAUUGCAGCAGUUGUGUGAUCUACAGAACACAUUGAAGAAUUUGAAGUGUAUUACUUCUUCCCAUGCAUUCCAAUUGGUUAGAGAUCAGAUAGAAAAGUCAAAAUCAGAAGUUCUGGAGUAUCAGGCCUUAUACGAGAAACUACAGGUUGAGAAGGAUAAUCUUGCUUGGAGGGAGAGGGAGUGGUAUGUUAAGAGUGAUUUAGCAGAUAUUUUUCAAAGAUCUGUGGCAGUCUCAGAUAUUAGAGCGGCUGAUAUAUGCACUGAGAUACAGAAAAAAAUAGAGGAAAGAAAUGUGAUUGAAAAUAAGCUGAAAGAGGAAGCAAGAGAACCUGGAAGGAAACAGAUUAUUGCAGAAUUUAGAUCUCUCGUUUCUUCAUUUCCUGAGGAAAUGGGAUCUAUGCAAAGUCAACUAACUAAGUAUAAAGAAUCAGCUUCGGAUAUCCAUUCUCUGCGUGCAGAUGUGCAGUCUAUUUCUAGUAUUCUUGACAGGAAGGUAAAAGAAUGUGACGUUUUAUCUGUUAGGUCUGCUGGUCAACUUGCUGAGAUAAAAAAGCUUCUUGGUGUGGUUCAAGAUUUGAGAGAAAGUGAGACAGACUUGAAGUUGAUACUGGAAAUGUAUAGACAUGAGUCUAUUGAUUCAAGGGAUGUCAUGGAAGCACGUGAUGCAGAAUACAGAGCAUGGGCACAUGUUCAAAGUUUGAAAUCAUCUCUUGAUGAGCACAACUUAGAAUUUCGAGUUAAGAUGGCAAAUGAAGCAGAGGCCAGAUCUCAACAAAAGCUGGCUGCUGCUGAAGCUGAGAUAGCAGACAUGAGACAGAAAUUAGAAGCUUCUAAAAGGGACAUGUGUAAGUUGUCUGAUGUCUUGAGAUCUAAAAACGAGGAAAAUGAGGCCUACUUAUCUGAAAUAGAGACUAUUGGACAGGCAUAUGAUGACAUGCAAACUCAAAAUCAACAGCUGUUGCAGCAGAUUACCGAGAGAGAUGAUUACAAUAUUAAGCUUGUUCUAGAGGGUGUGAGGGCAAGACAAAAGCAGGAUUCGUUGGUCAUGGAGAAGCGGGUAAUGGAACAAGAGAUCCAGCAAGCAAGUGUAUCCCUGAAUUUAUAUGACAUCAAAGCUGCAAGAAUUGAAGACCAGUUUAAGCUUUGUUCAGAUCAGAUUCAAAGACUUGCAGAGGAUAAACUUCAAAGUUCUGUCAAUUUGGAAAAUACACAAAGAAGGUUGUCGGAUAUUAGAAGAUCAUCUCAACAGGUUAGGGAUACAGUGGUGGAAGUGCAAUCUAAAAUUACUAGUAGUCGAGUGACUCGUAUGGAGUUAGAAGUAGAACUCGAGAAAGAAAGGUUUGCGAAGAAAAGAAUAGAGGAGGAGCUGGAGGUUGCUCGGAGAAAGUUUUCCUGCCUUAAAGCACAGAAUGAGGGCUGCUCAGUAACUGAGAAGCUUCAACAAGAGCUGGGAGAGUACAGGGAAAUUGUGAAGUGCAGUAUCUGCCAAGACAGGACAAAGGAGGUGGUAAUUACAAAAUGCUACCACUUGUUCUGCAAUUCCUGCAUCCAGAAAGUUGCUGGGAGUAGGCACCGUAAAUGUCCACAGUGUGGUACAAGUUUUGGGGCUAAUGAUGUUAAGCCGGUUUAUUUGUAACUAGAAACUCGGUCCUCUUCUGCUUGUUGAGAAGAUCCUGGUGAUCUUUUAAAAAAGAUCUGGUGUAUGGAAACCUAACAGGUUCAAUUGUAUGCUUAUGCCAAUUGUUGAGACAAGGAAAAUAGGCAGCGAUCAUUGAGUGCCUGUCCCCUUUCAUUUGGACCAAAAAUGAUUAUUUUUGCUGGUACUUGUUCUUAGUACCACCUGUACUCUUUCUUGAAUCUGGGAUGUUGUUUAGUUUUACUUUUUUUAGUAGAAAGAACUUGGAGCCAUGGGCAACGUGAUAUUUGUUCUUUGCAGAUUUAUCAUAAUACAUCUUCCAAUGCGAUUUGGAGAAGUCAUGAAGGUUGGUCUUUGACCGUGCAAUUAAUAAAUCAAAUUAUUCUAAGCCUGAAUUGGCCAUCAUGGCAAAUUGCCUCAGAAGUUGACUUUAGAGUGAAAUGACAAUGUCUUACAUCAAUAGUUCUGUUUCCUGCUGAAAUGGCAGGAGAAACACAAAUUUUGGCUUAAGAGGCUUUUGUAUAUAUGUUAGAUCCAGUAAGUGGUCGUUCAAUUUUGUUUAUCACAGCCUGUAAUCUGUGUAAUCGUAGAUGUUUUGCUAAGAUAUUGUAAUUGAUGUUGUAUAAAGAUAAGAAAGCUCAAUUUUAUCAUUUAUU